CUGGCAACAAUGGGCAUAACUAAACACUGAGACAGGUCUAGAAAAUAACAUAUUGAAAGUUUUGAAUUACUUUUAAUUUUUAAUUCUCUUUUUGAUCGAAAGCAAAUCUUAUACGGAUUAUAUUUUUAUUAUCCUACAAUUUUUUUAAAAUAUUCUUCUUAAAAUUUGUGUGUGGAAACAUUCAUUGUUACAUUUUAUUAAAGCAUUAUGUCAUGAAUAAAGAAAUAACCUAGAAACACACGUUUUUAAUAAAUUUUUAAAAUGGGCAAAAAAACUAAAGUCGGUAAACAACGAAAAGAUAAAUACUAUCAAUUAGCAAAGGAAACAGGUUACCGUUCCAGAGCUGCUUUUAAAUUAAUUCAAUUAAAUAGAAAAUUUGGCUUUUUGCAAAAAUCUCGAGUAUGCAUCGAUUUGUGUGCUGCACCUGGUGGUUGGAUGCAGGUGGCCCAUCAAAACAUGCCUGUAUCUAGCAUUGUCAUUGGUGUUGAUUUGUUUCCCAUCAAGCCAGUACCUGGUUGUAUCGGUCUUACAGAGGAUAUAACAACUGAAAAAUGUAAAACGGCUAUUAAGAAGGAAAUUAAAACAUGGAAAGCUGAUGUGGUGCUUCAUGAUGGUGCCCCUAAUGUUGGUUUAAAUUGGCUUCAUGAUGCCUAUCAACAAGCUUGUCUUACGCUCAGUGCUAUGAAACUAGCUACCAAUUUUUUGAGGGAGGGUGGUUGGUUUGUUACAAAAGUUUUCAGAUCCAAAGAUUAUCAUGCACUGUUAUGGGUUUUGAAGCAAUUCUUUAAAAAAGUCCAUGCUACAAAACCACAAGCAUCUCGUAAUGAAUCAUCAGAAAUUUUUGUUGUUUGCCAAGGAUAUAUCGCACCAGAUACUAUUGAUCCAAAAUUCCUUGAUCCCAAAUAUGUAUUUGAAGAUUUAGAAAUAGUUAGAAAACAACAUAACAAUAUAUUACACCCUGAGAAACAAAAAAAGGCGAAGGCUGAAGGCUACAAAGAGAAUGAUUACACAUCUCAUCAUAAAAUUCCAGUAUCUGACUUUAUUAUUAAAGAUGACCCAAUAGAUUUACUACAAGAAUGCUCAGAGAUUGUAAUUGAUGAUGUUAGUAUUGCGAAGCACCCUAAAACUACAGAGGAGAUUAAAAUAUGCUGUAAAGAUAUUAAAGUUCUUGGUAGGAAAGACCUAAAAGCAUUAUUAACUUGGUUGAAACAAAUUAAAGAAUGGAAAACUUCACAGGAGAAUGAAACCAACAAACUUGAGGAGAAAAACAUUGAAAUUGCUGGUGAUGAUAUUCAAGAAAAAGUAUCAGAUGAAGAUGACAAGGUGGAUGAAGAAAUAGCUGAGCUUCAGGAUGAAGAAAGGCGGCUAACAAAAAGAAAGAGAAAACAAUUAAAUAAACAACGACAGAAAUUAGCAGAAAAGAUGAAUCUAAAGAUGGUGCUGAAAGGUGAUGAUGGACCAAUAUUGGAAAAUCAUGAUAUGUUUAAAUUAUCGGACAUAAAAAGUGCUCAGGAAUUGUCAAGGAUUGUUGAUCAACAGCCUGAUAUAGUAGCAGAGGCAAGUGAAGAAUCAGAUGAUGAGCCGAAAAUAAAGGCAAAAUAUAUGAAAUAUGAUGUAGAGUCAUCUAAAUUGGACUCAUCAGGGCUAUACUACAAAGACUCAGACAGCGAAUUGGAAAUGGAAUCUGAUUCGGAAAGCGAAAAAGAUAAAGAAUCUUUAGCUUUCUCUGACUCCGAAAAUGAAUCGAAGAAAAUUGACAAAUUAACUCAACUAAACACAUUAAGAAACAGCAACAUUAGUAGAGCUCCCACUAUACCUAAAAAUAAUCCUUUACUAACUGAUCUAGACAAUACUGAUCCUGUAUCGAAGAGAACUUUGAAAGCAGAAUUAUGGUUUCAAAAGGACUGCUUUAAAGAAAUUGAUGAAGAGAAUGAUGAGGGUGUAGAUUUAGAUAAAUUGGUUGAAACAUACAAAGAAAAAGGAAAAAAAAUUAGUGAAGAUACUGUCACAACAAAAUCUGAUGGCAAAAAGUUUAGCAUGAAGCGAAAGUUAAGUGAGAUAGGGAAAUCGGAUGUUGAUGAUAGUGAUGGUGAUACAGAUGAUGAUACCUCAGAUAGUGAUUAUGACGUGGAAGAAACUGUAAAUCCUGACAAUGGUAAAGCUGGUGUUAAAGCUGGGAAAAAAGAUGAUUUUGAGAUUGUAUCCCAAGACCCAGAGUUGAAAAAGUUAAAAAAAUCAAUUAAAAUGGAUGCAGAAACGCUAGCUUUAGGUACUAUGAUAGCGACAUCAAAGAAAUUCAAAAGGGACAUAAUAGACGACGCAUGGAAUCGUUAUGCGUUUAAUGAUACUAAUCUUCCAGAUUGGUUCGUAGAAGAUGAAAAAAAGCAUAUGAGGAAACCAAUUAUUGUUCCUGAGAUAUAUUCAGAGGAGUACAAAAAUAGGCUACAAGAUAUAAAUGCAAGACCAAUAAAGAAAGUAAUAGAAGCUAAAGCGCGGAAGAAGAAACGAAUGAUAAAACGGAUGGAGCGAGCUAAAAAGAAAGUUGAAGCCGUAAUGGAGAAUGCUGAUAUGUCAGAAAGAGAAAAAGCACAGCAAGUUAGACAGUUAUAUAAAAAGGCGCAAUCAGAUGGCAAAAAGAAAGUUACGUAUGUGGUUGCUAAAAAACACAAUACGGCAAAACGUAUGAAGAGGCCAAAGGGAGUUAAGGGGCAGUACAAGGUUGUCGACCCAAGAAUGAAGAAAGACCUGCGCGCGCAGAAGGCAAAAGAAAAGACUAAAGGUCGCGGUAAAAAGGUCAAGUCCAAUAAAACUUCAAAACAGAAAGGGAAGAAAGUUAAAUAAAUAGUUAUUUUUUAUAAAUAUUUGUUGCAAUAUUCAGUUCAAUUGAAAGAUUAAACAGCUUUUUAUAAAAUGUCUUUUAUAUUACACGUGGAAGUUCACUAAUAAAUAUGGUAAGUAUAAUUUCUUGUAAAUUAACUGUAAAUAAUAAUUAUUUUUUACAGUACAUAACAAAUAUAUAUAAUUAUUUGAUAUUAGAAAACAUUUGUCGAAAAUCAUUAUAUUUUAGUGUUUUCUAUUAAUUAGGUAUUAUUUACAAUAUUAGUCAGUCGAUAUUAAAAAAAAAUAGUCUAAUCAGUACGUCGUCACCUCUAUGGCAAAUUCAUGAAUCUGCAGUUUUUUCAAAUUUGACAUUUCUUUAAAAAUCUACAUUUUGCAUCAUACUACUUAUUGUGGCUUAUUUUCAAAUUUCUAUCUCUAACGAUUAAAGAAAUCCACUAGCUCGAAUACAUAUUUUUGUGAUAUAGCCAAAGUAAACUUACUUAGCAUAUUUUUAUAAUAUUUUCUAUAAUAAACACUUUAAUUUGAAAAUUUCAAUAAUUAUUUUAUCAAUUUUUCAAUCCUAAUUUAGUUAUUUUACAUGAAUCAUUGCUAUAACGUUGUUAUUUAAACUGAAGUUUUCUCCAAAACACAUGAUUUAUACCUUGGUAUAUUUACGAAAGUGGCACUUUCGUUAAAAAAAUGAUUUUCUUUGGCAACUUACGAAACUGCCACUUUCGUAGAUUUGCUGUUGUAUAACUCAAUACCCAGAAACUCUCAUGUUGCAAAGUAACGAAUAUGCAUUUAUUUCUGAUACUUGUAAUAUAAUAAUAAUUAAGCGCAUACAAUAAAAAACAGGAUUUUAAAACUAAAAUGUUAGCAUGAUCUUUUACAGUAGUCUUCUAUCAAAAGUUAUUUGCAUUCUAAUGUUUCAAAACGUUCCCCUGUAAAAUUUAUCUUUUUCAGUUUCGUAAGUUUACCAUAAAGGUGACGACGUGUAGAGGUUUCACACAUAAUAUUAUACUUAUAGAAUUAGAAUUAUUAUCUAAAAAGACUAUAAUACGUGUUGUAUAUAUAGCUAGUGAUUCAUAAGACGUAAAAUAUAGGGCGUCAUCGAUUACACAUGAAAUAAAUCGUUACGUUAUUUAUUACCAUAGUAA
This is a messenger RNA of Galleria mellonella (greater wax moth), 3977 nucleotides long. Its product is annotated as pre-rRNA 2'-O-ribose RNA methyltransferase FTSJ3. The record is from RefSeq and is a predicted model, not a curated record. Gene Ontology annotation, biological process: rRNA methylation; maturation of 5.8S rRNA from tricistronic rRNA transcript (SSU-rRNA, 5.8S rRNA, LSU-rRNA); maturation of LSU-rRNA from tricistronic rRNA transcript (SSU-rRNA, 5.8S rRNA, LSU-rRNA). Lineage: Eukaryota; Metazoa; Arthropoda; Insecta; Lepidoptera; Pyralidae. Bases 262 to 2841 code for a protein of 859 amino acids. Gene Ontology annotation, molecular function: rRNA (uridine-2'-O-ribose)-methyltransferase activity; rRNA (guanine) methyltransferase activity. Gene Ontology annotation, cellular component: nucleus; preribosome, large subunit precursor; nucleolus. The transcript is spliced from 10 exons.